This is a messenger RNA of Iphiclides podalirius (scarce swallowtail), 858 nucleotides long. NCBI's taxonomy places the organism in Eukaryota, Metazoa, Arthropoda, Insecta, Lepidoptera, Papilionidae. The record is from the annotation of a GenBank genome assembly.
AUGCAUCGUGAGAAUUCAAAUUCUGCGUUGGAAAACGAUUUGCUGAAUGAACAACUACUGUUCGAGUACUCGCCGGCCGAAAGUUUGAUAAACUUCGAGUUACCAACUACUUUGGAGACAGAAAUAGACAGUUUGCAACUUGGUGAUUUGGACUUUCAUUGUGAUGCCUUUCUCGGUAGUGUCAGUGAUAGGACUUGCGAUGAAUCCGAGGACAGUUCUCUAGUUCUCUUCGACUUUGCAGAUUUGGAUAAGAAUGUAAAUUUCGAUGACUACUUACUAGAGGCACUAAGCUCCGAUCGAUCCGGAGACGUCGGUCAGUCGGGGAGCGAUUCCGUUGACAGCUAUGACGGUGCAGCUCUUGGAAGGCUCUCUGUCCUUGGCAUUGACUUGCAAUCAAUGUGCGCGGAAAGUCCGACAGUCACCGCGAACGCUACAAACAGUGCCAGUGAGUCGGAGUGCAUCGAGAGAAAUGCGAUGAUGGCGGAAGCGAAGGCGCCUUCGUGGGGUGAGCCGGCGUUCUGCCCCGACCUGGGGGCGUUCCGUUGUCCAGUCGGCGAAUGCGGGAAGCUGUACGCGAAGGCGUCACACGUGCGGGCGCACUUGAGGCGGCACAGCGGGGAGAAGCCGUACAAGUGCACUUGGGGCGGGUGCAGCUGGAGGUUCGCGCGCUCCGACGAGCUGGCGCGCCACCGCCGCAGCCACUCGGGCGACAAGCCGUACCGGUGCAGUGAAUGCGGCAAACGGUUCGCGCGAUCUGACCACCUUGCCAAGCACGGCCGCGUGCACGCCCGUCGCGCCGCCGCCGCGCUCGCCAAGCGACCUCCUACAACUCAACCCUACAGAACCAGACGCUUGUUG